CUUUAAGGGUGGUGUCAGGGGCAGUCAGAGCAGGAGGAGGAGGAGGAGGAGUGUGGCAGUCUCCGCUCACUUCUCCACAGCGAGGGGACUCCGAGAAUAAACAAUUCCCACAGACUGCACGCUCCACACCGCAGUUCGCGCACAGUCGCAGUUUGAAUUGGUAUCGCUUUUUUUGUCAGGAGCAAAAUUUUUUACCUUCCUUUUUUUUUUUUUUUCUUUUUUUUGUCAAGCCCUCUUCGCCAUUUCUGCCUGCUGCCAAAAGUGUCGCGGCCGCUUUCAUUGGAUUUGCCUCCCCUCCUGUCGAAUAAUAACGAUGCGCCUCUCCGGCUGACUGUUGGGUGGACUAGCAGGUCACCCUGCAACACACUGUGAGAUCUACAAAGCAUAAAGGCACCACUGACAGAGCAACAGCCAGGCUGAAGGACAGACACACUGGAUAUCAACAACGAUGGAUUAUGCCAACAUCUCUGUGAUAAAGUCCCACUGACUUCGCCACUGCCACCCAUGUGAGCGUGAAGGUGGGCCUUCUGGGAUCCUGUAGCAGUUACAGGCAUACAACAAUGCCUUGGAGGCUUGCCUGCACCAGAUUCCCUCCAGCCAUGGUGGCUGUUUCAUCACACUAAGCCAACCACAGAGAGGGAUCACAUACAGCCAGUGCACCCUUAAUUAAACCUUUAUACUCACUUUUUGCAAAUCACAACCUCUUUUUGGUUUCUAAUAAGUGCGUGCAACUGCCAGCCAGAUGACUUGGACAGCUAUCAUUUACCAAUAGCAUUGCUGAGCUAUAAGAAGGGAUCCGAGUAUUGAACAUGACUCAUGGGGAGGAGCCUGGCCCUGAGACACACAAGGAUUCAGCUGUUUUAACUUAUCUGGAAGGUUUACUGAUGCAUCCAGUGGUGGCCGGGCCUGGGGCCACGGCAGGCGGGAGAUCCGAGGCUUCCAACAGCAAUCAGGAGCAGGACAAUAAGGUGGGUGGGCCUUUACCACAACCAAACCAUGACCCAAUGGUACCCAAGGCUGGAACCAAUGGGCCCAAGCUAGGUUCUUCACAACACCUAAGGAAGGCCCGGUUGCUGCGCUCUGGAGCAUGGAAUGAUCCAGGGAACCAGAGAAUGAGUUCACCUCCAGUGGAAGUGAAUGGCCAAGUGGGAACCUUGCAAAAUGGUGCCCUGGAGGGAUCUCCCCAUGCUGGAGAGAGUACCCUGUUGGCGUCUUUGCUUCAGUCAUUCAGCUCAAGGCUUCAGAGUGUAGCAAUGUCUCAGCACUCUAAUAAACCCACUGGUGAGUGUUCUUCUCCAUCCAAGGCACCAGCUACAGAUAAAGAGCCACUACCUGUUUACGGCACAGCCUCGGGUCGCCUUAAAGGCCUCAUGAGGAAGAGCAAACUUCAGAACCACAACAACACCCCUUACAGCCGCCGAGGCCACAAUCAGGACAGGCCACCAGAGUCCCCCAGGUCGGCACACAGCGCCACACCUCCUGCAGCUCCCACAGCGACCGACUCUGUGUCCUGUGCAGAACGUUUGAAGGCCGUGGCCAACAUGGUUAAAAUCCGUUCUAGUCCUGCACCCUCACCCAAGCCCAGCGUAGCUUGCAGUCAACUCGCCCUCCUGCUGUCCAGUGAAGCCCAUCUCCAGCAAUACUCCAGAGAGCAUGCUCUCAAAGCUCAGCUCUCAGGAAGAUCUGCUAGUGAAAGACUGGCCGCCAUGGCAAACCAGCAACAUGGACAGGACAGAAGGCCACCAAGUGUGGGGGGGUCUUCAGACACAGUAAGCUCCUUAUCGACUCAAAAUGGAAUGACAACAGCCACAAUAACAACGACACUCCCUCGAACGGCUGCGACCAAUCCUCAGAGCCCCUCACUGCUGAGAGGCCACAGCCAAAACUCUCCACCCACUCCCCCACACGCUCCAAGCCUGCCUACCAGGGAGAAGCGAGGCUUUGACACACGUCCAACCCGCCCACCCCAAACAUGCAGCAGCUUGCUACUGCUGCUGCUGAACAACCACAACAACCAGAAGCAACUGACCAAGAAUGGGCACCUAGAGGAUGUCAGUGGACUUCUGCCACCAAGUGGAUCCUCUUCAGUUACAUCAGACAGUGAGUGCUCUGUCCAUGAGAGGAGCAACACCAAGGACAGCAGUGAUGCUGAGAGCUCCUACUCCAGUUGCUCUCCCAUUGACCUCUCAAUGAGAGGCCGCAGCAGUUUACAGGACACAGGGCCCAAAAGUACACCCCCUUCCUCCUCCUCCAGCUCCAUGUUCUCUUCUACAACUGUGUUCUCCUCACCCCCAGUAACAAUAUCUCCUCAAGCUCCUACCCAGCCUCCCACUACAUCCUUUUCUCCUUCCUCUAUGGCUGUUUCUUCUGUUUCAUAUCCAAUUUCAUCAUCUUCCUCCUCCUUUUCUACUUCUUCCUUGGACAAAUUGACUGAAUCCUUACUAAACAAAUGGAAGCCAGAGCCAUCUAGAUCAACUGUGUCCAGGAACAAAGAGCCUGAAAUGAACCCAGACUUAAAAUCCCACCCCAAGGUCACUCUCAUGCAACUUCUUCUUGAGCGCAGAAAUAAUGAGAUGGCUAAUAAGAGCACAGGUAGACAAGAUUCACCCCUUGAUAUAACUAUGGCCAACAUGUCACGAAAUCAACAAAAGGGGUCAGUUACUUGGGAAGAGAGUCCAACAAAGAGCCCAAUCGAGAGGCCUCCAGGCCCGUCCCAGUCCGUCUACUCACUUAGUCGUGACACAGGUCCUGCAUUGUCCCCAUAUUCAUACCCCUCUCCCCAUGUCCAGUCCAGUCCACUUGAUUUGUGUAAAUCUAAGACCUUCCCUGCUGACAAAGCAUCAGAGCCUGCCUUUAGUGCCAGUAAACUGUUACAAAAUCUGGCGCAGUGUGGCACGACUUCCCCACCCCCACCUAUCUCCUCUGGAAAAGGGGCGAGCCAGGAACUCAAUGACAGCAGGCCCCAUGCUCUGUUGGAAAGACUCAAUACUCCUGUCAACAGGACCACCCCUACCCCGCUGUCUGAUGGAGCUUCAGGCAGUAGCACACCUUUCAGUCGUAAGGAACCUUCCCCGCCUUCCUCACAAAUUGAGAACCUUCUGGAGAGACGUACUGUGCUGCAGCUACUCCUAGGCACCGGUUCAACUGGUGCUACAGCCGGCCGCAAAGAAAGACCCAGUGGAAGUGGCCAAGGGAGUGCUGAAAUGGAGGGUGGCUGCUUUGAGAGGAGCCCUACUGCCUCCAUCCUCUGUGACAGCUCUAAUGGGUCCCCUUUGGAUGUAAAAAUAAAAUCAGAGCUUCCAGAGGAUGUAGGGUCAUCCCUUACUAAGUCGGAGGACUUGAGCGGCAAAAAGAGACUGAGUUCCUACGGGAAGAUUAGCCCGCUCUCCGAUUCUCAACAAGACCUAAAGACUGAACCAAGGCCAGCAGAGGUCAUAGCGAAAUAUGGCCUCCUCAGCCAGCUGCUUAAACAACAGACCGCUACCUAUUACUCCAGUGCUGCAACAAUGCAGCCUGAGCCACAAUCCAGACAAGUCAAAGAAGAGCAUAGGGACUAUCCAAACCCCAGUCCUAAAAGGAGACGGCUCUGCUCCGAACACACAGGCAGCUUGAACAGUAUCAGCUCUCCAAGAGCAGUGGACAGUGGUAACGCAAACAUGUCUGCCUCAUCUACUGUUCAGGCAGACCCUGAGCAGCAGAGGAGUCUAAAAGAGGAGGAGCUUCCACCAAGAAGCCCUAUGAGUGAAACGCUUACCAGAGAGAGUCGUGGAUUCAACGUGUUGAAACAGCUGCUGCUCUCUGACAACUGUCUGAAGGAACUGUCGCAGCAGCCGCGACAGGGACCCAGUCCCUCUAUUCUGCAGACCACUGGCAAAGCCAAUGGUAACAUUCUCAGUCAGCCUACACAAAAUCAUAACUUCCUCCACCUGCCUAGCUGGCACACCCAUGGUUCCCUCAACUCAGGGCUUCCAAAUCAUCUAAGACCACUGCCCACCCCUCCUGAAGGCAACAACCCCAUCCGCCCAGCCCCAUGGAUCCGCCAACCGGUUCUGUGGCCCGCCACGCAAAAACGAGAGCCCCCUACUUUAAUCAAACAGGAGCCUGAGAGCCCCAUUCGGUGGAGCAGUCAGGAAAACGAUGGCAUGGACGAGGGUUGUGAGUCGAACCCGGACUCCCCGCGGCUUUCACGUUCCAACCCAAUCCUGUACUACAUGUUGCAGAAGGGCAACAUCCAGCUGAGGAAAGAGGUGCCGGACCAGGCAGAAGGAGCCCGGCCCGUCAUCAGAGUCAAAGAGGAGCCAGUCAGUGACAUGCACACCUAUGAACGCAGCCUGAGCUCCACCCCUCAAUCACCAACCCACAAUGACAAGCACAGCCAUGAGGGCCAGGGGUUGAGCCAGUCGUCCCAGUAAACAGUUGUAUCAACUACAAAAAACAGACAAAGUGGAAUCAAGUCCAUUGACUCCUUCUUGUUUUCAUUUUUUGUGUACCUUGCCAAAUUGGUUUGAUGAAAAAAAAUGACUUUUUCACUUUUCUUUGUUUUUGAUUUUAUUUGAAAAAAAAAACAUGUAUUGCUGUCUCAAUUUUAAAUAGCUUCAAUGUGGAAUGGUUAAAAAAAAAAAAAAAAAAGUGGUCCGUCUUAGCCUAACUGAUCCAAAAACGUCUUUGUUUUUUUUUUUUUGUUUUUUUUUUUUUUUGCCCCUACUCAUCCACCAUUAUUUUUGCACUACAUUAAUUAAUAUAAAGUCCCCAUUUAUUAUAUUUUGUGUUACACAUUUAAUUUAUCACUAAAGUGUACACAUAGCAGUUUUUCCUGCGUUCUGGAUGUUGCCUCGUAUCAAACAUUUAGAGAACAUUUCAGGCAACAUUUAUAAUUGAUGAUUUCAAACAAAAAAAAAAAAACCGUUAGUGCUCAGCUCAGUGAAUUGUUCUUAUUUUCUCUAUCAGAACAUCUGUCAGAAAUAUAAAGUCCUAUUAAUUUCCGAUAGGAUUUCAGAUAAAGCCAUUCCCAGACAGUUACAGUGGGCUAAUUAAAACAAUGCACAGAAUAGAUUCACACUGCAGUACCCUCCGUUCCAGGUUGUGCCACUAUGAAUGCUUUUGUCUGGCUUUUCCUCAGAAUUCAGGGCUGUGGGGAAAGAAUUCAUCAGUGGAGAUUCACUCACUGUGUUCUGCUUUUUCUCUUCUUUUUUUUUUGUGCUGAACUUUUAAGGGCGAGAUUCGACAGUGCAAAUUCGGGGUAAUGUGUUUGCAGAUUGUGCAGUUCUGAGCAGAUGGGUCAACAUGAGAGCGUGUGGCGCUUACAGUUGAGCAACGCUGUGUAAACGGGUUUCUGGAGCAACAGUAAAAAAAAAAAAAAGGCUGCUUUGUCUGAGUGACUUAUCUUGCCAUCCUGGUAAAAAAAAAUAAAAGAAAGAGAGAGAGAGAGAGAGAUCCACAAAGACGUUUGAGUGUGAUGCACACGGCGCUUUUCUUUUAAUGCAAUAUAAAAGACUACCUGGAGUGUGCACUAUCGAAACUGAGCCCUCGGUGUCCUUUUUUUUUUUUUUUUUUUUUUUUUUUUUAAAGUAUAAUUUAACAGCAUGUAAUGGGGAAAAAAAUAUUGUCAGUAUUGUUAUCUUUUCUGAAUUUGGUAAUUUGUGAUUUUUUUUUUGUCAUAAUUUCUUAAACGUUGUGCUCUGCAUCACAUGUGUUAUUUCGGUGGCAAUCUCUCUUACUCAUAACACAUCAUAAAGAAUUGCAUGUUGAUGAAGAGAAGACCACAGGUACUCUAUUUGUUUUCAGAGCAGCUGGAUACGCCCGCCCACCCUCUAAUCACCGAGACUCCUUUUGUCUUAAAGGGUAUCUGGCAUCUAGCUUCUUUAUUUUUCAAUCGUACUGUAAUCUUUCCGGUUGAGUUCACUCUGCUUUGUUCAUUUAGUAUUGUGGUCUUUUUAAUACAUAUACUUCUGACAUACGUCUUCAAUUAUUACUACGUUUUCACGAUGGUUAAAUAAAUUGUGUAAAUAGUACUUUCAGUAUGGAAGAUGACUAUUUUGUAAUGUUUAAAAAAAAAAAAAAGAAAAAGAUAUUGCCCUAGUUUUUAAUGCCCUGAAAUGUAAAUACUGAUUAUAUGCGUACAAGUGUACAUACGAAGGCAGAGGAUACUAUGCCCAUCUUUUUAUUUUAUUUUAUUUCUUUUUUUUUUUUCUUUGGUUGGUUUGUUCUUUGCAUGUGUCUCUAUGUGGUAAAUGAUAAUCUAUCCUGCGCUGUGUUGUGUAAUAAUGUCUGACUCUCCUCACUGCUGCCUGUUGCAUGCAGACGCAUGGGAACUACC
Molecule: messenger RNA, 6316 nt
Organism: Gambusia affinis (western mosquitofish)
Lineage: Eukaryota; Metazoa; Chordata; Actinopteri; Cyprinodontiformes; Poeciliidae
Gene: nrip1b
Product: nuclear receptor interacting protein 1b
Exons: 2
Coding region: 810-4412 (1200 amino acids)
Biological process (GO): regulation of transcription by RNA polymerase II
Cellular component (GO): nucleus
Molecular function (GO): signaling receptor binding; transcription coregulator activity
Source: RefSeq, a predicted model, not a curated record